AUGGCCGAGCCAGCGGUCGUCAUGCCCCAGCCGCGGCUCAUCGAUUUUCCCGAGCCGGCCGAGGAUUACGUGCGCAACUUUCUCUUGCGCCAUGGCUUGACCACCACUCUGGCGACCUUUCAACAAGAGUGGUAUACCAAGGUCUUACAGGGCGAACUACCGGAGCGCACGGACGAACCAGCGCCUGACCUCUAUCGGGAGCUGGAUCACCUCCGUCAGCAGGUUCAAAACUUUCAACAGCAAUCGGUUCAUCAAACAAACAAACAGACAUCUUCGCAGAACAAGGUGGAAAAACUGCAGAAAGAACGAGACUACCAUCGUCUCAACCACCGCCGCAUCUUGCAGGAGAAGACGAAAUUUGUGAAUGAAAUUAAGAGCUUGAAAGACCUGUCUUCACGCCUAGAGGAGGAGUUGGUGGCUUUAAGGGCCAAGCACGAUGCCCUCCUACGCGAAAAGGCCCUCAUCCGUCUGGACCGAGACCGAACCAAAACGCAAAUGAAUAGCAUCCAGGCCACGCUCCGACAGACACAACUUGAGACAAAUGGGUCCUCAGCAACGAUGAUGCAACCUGCUCCUCCCAGCACGGAAACCGAGCGAGGCAAGGCCCUACGUCAACAUCGAAACCCCGUCUUUGAAUCAGCCCCGCGCUUGGAAGAGACCACACGCAUGCGAGCUUUUAACGUCAAUCCCGACGACCUGUUACCGCCGCCCGAGGCCAAGCCCAUGACCGGCGCUCGAGCCCAGGCUCUCAGUGUUGUCAACACGGUUCAUGCCCACACGUCCUCCAUCACUGCCCUAGCCCUUCAUCCCAAUGGAGAGACGUUUGCCACUGUGAGCGAUGACGGUCAUCUCAAGCUCUGGGCACUGCCAACAGCACAACCCGUUUUUGAUGUGUUGGCCCACACUGAAUGGAUUGCCGACGUUCGUUUUAGCCCCACUGGUACGGUCCUAGCCACAGCCAGUGGUGACGGCUCAGUGCGCCUCUGGGAUUCUCACACGGGUGAGCGUAUCCUGGCGCUCAAUGAGCACGGCCACGCUGUCUGGUCUGUCGACUUUCACGCGUCGGGUGAUUUCCUGGCCUCGGCUUCACUCGAUCAAACCAUCAAGGUCUGGGAUCUCAACACGAAUCGAUGCCGCCACACCCUGCGUCAGCACACCGACUCUGUCAACUGUGUUCGCUUCCAGCCUUUCUCGCAUCAACUUCUCUCGGGUUCGGCCGAUGGCACUGUCGUCCUAUGGGAUGCGCGUAGCGGCUUGCCCGUUCAAACCCUCAAGGGCCAUACCAACGCGGUCAAUAACCUCUGCUUUGGCCGAGCUGGUGAUGUCGCAGCAAGCGUCGAUGCCGAUGGCAAUGUCAUUUUGUGGGAGAUGCGAACAGGUCGCAGCAUGCUGACCGUGGCUUGUGGUCCCCACUCCGCCUACGUUGUCGCUCUUGAUCCGUGCGGUACCUCCAUUGCCGUGGGCUCUGCCGAUGCCUCGAUUCGCAUUGUAGAUAUUCAAUCGGCCUCCAUCGCCGCUGAAUGCGCGUAUGGUCGUGAGAGCAAGCGAAGCGAGCAUUUUCAAAAGAAGAGUCUAGAUGCCCGAUUUUUGCGCCGGGCCCCUCGACAUUUUUUUGGAUAA
Molecule: messenger RNA, 1620 nt
Organism: Monosiga brevicollis MX1
Lineage: Eukaryota; Choanoflagellata; Craspedida; Salpingoecidae
Exons: 5
Coding region: 1-1620 (539 amino acids)
Molecular function (GO): protein binding
Source: RefSeq, a predicted model, not a curated record